UUUUAAAUAAAUUAUCAUUGCAUCUCUCUCGCUCUCUCCACAUUGCUUCCAUUUUCCCUCUCUUGCUAUAUAAGCAGGAAAUUGAGCAUAUUAUAGGAGAAAUAUCGAGAGAGGGUAAGGGACAGAGAACGAGAGAGAGAGAGAGAGAGAGAGAAGCAGAGGUGGUUAUCACGGUUUGAUGUUAUAGAAGAAGAGAAAGAACAACCAUGGCUGCUGGUUCUCCUUGUUUGACUGGUACUGAAAAGAAGCACUGGUGGCUUAGCAACAGAAAGAUUGUAGAUAAAUAUAUCAAAGAUGCUAGGAACCUUAUUGCGACGCAAGAGCAGAGCGAGAUCGCAUCGGCUCUGAGUCUCCUUGACGCGGCACUGGCACUAUCGCCUCGUCUCGAAGCCGCUCUGGAACUCAAAGCGAGAUCUCUGCUCUCGCUGAGGCGAUUUAGAGAUGUAGCCGAUAUGCUUCAAGACUACAUUCCCAGUCUCAAGAUGGCUAACGAUGAUUCCGGCUCGGUUUCGUCGGAUAGCUCGUCGCAGCCGCUAUCGAAGGAACGAGUCAAGCUCUUGCCUUCUGAUAACUCGUCGUCCGACUCAACGAGUCGGGAUCCGAUCUUCAAGUGCUUCUCUGUUUCGGAGUUGAAGAAGAAAGUGAUGACUGGUCUCUGUAAAAAUUGCAACAAAGAAGGGCAAUGGAGGUAUUUGGUUUUGGGCCAAGCUUGUUGCCACUUGGGCCUAAUGGAAGACGCUAUGGUUCUCCUCCAGACCGGGAAACGCUUGGCCUCUGCCGCAUUCCGUCGGGAGAGCUUCUGCUGGUCCGACGACAGCUUCUCGUUAUCGGACUUAUCUAUCUCCGGCGAAGUCUCUGCGACCACUACCGCUCUGUCCCCGCCCCGCGCGCUCGCUGAUUCGGAAAACGUAUCUCAGCUCCUCUCUCACAUCAAGCUCCUCCUCCGUCGUCGUGCCGCUGCCAUCGCGGCCCUCGACGCCGGUCUCUACUCGGAAGCAAUUCGCCACUUCUCGAAGAUAGUUGAAGGCCGCCGUCCAGCCCCCCAGGGCUUCCUUGCCGAAUGUUAUAUGCACCGCGCCUUCGCCUACAAAGCAUCCGGAAGAAUCGCCGAGGCUAUCGCGGACUGUAACAAGACUCUCGCACUCGAUCCCACUUGCAUUCAGGCUCUUGAUACCAGAGCUUCGCUUUUCGAAUCGAUCCGGUGCUUGCCAGAUUGUUUGCACGAUCUCGAGCAUUUGAAAUUGCUGUACAAUUCGAUAUCGCGAGAUCGGAAACUUCCAGGUCCAGCUUGGAAGCGCCACCACGUGAGGUGCCGUGAAAUUCCUGGUAGACUCUGUGCUCUGACAACAAGGAUUCAGCAAUUGAAACAGAGAGUCGCAUCGGGUGAGACUGCAAAUGUUGAUCACUAUGCUUUGAUUGGACUGAGGAGAGGCUGUUCGAGGUCAGAAUUAGAGAGAGCGCAUUUGCUGUUAACGUUGCGGCACAAACCAGACAAAGCGACCGGGUUCAUGGAAAGGGUCGUGUUUGCUGAUGAUCGUGAUCUUGAUUCGAUCAAGGACCGAGCAAAGAUGUCAGCAUUGUUGCUUUAUAGGUUGUUGCAGAGGGGUUACUCGAGUGUCAUGACAACGAUUAUGGAGGAUGAGGCGGCGGAGAGACAGCGGAAGUCUGCGGCUGCUUUACAGGCAGCAGUUCAAGCUCAACAGACCCAGGUUUCUAUGCCAGAACCCGAAUUGACCCAAACCGUUGAGAUUCGGGUCGAGAGUAAAACGACAGCGUCUUCUGCUAAUCAAAAUCCAUUCCAAGGAGUUUUCUGCCGAGACAUUGCUGCCGUUGGGAACUUACUGUCACAGGUUGGGUUUAACCGGCCGUUACCGGUUAAGUACGAGGCUUUAAGCUGCUAAUUACUAGUAAUUACGGAUUCAAAAUUGGAGAACUUGCUUGAGACGUUACCGGCAGCCGAAUCUCUAGGUCAUUUUCUCUCCAUGUACAAAGGAAAAAAAUUUGCUGCCGGGAAAUUUUGUCACUCUAUUAUGCUUUUUUUCCCCCUUUUAUAUUUUAAUUUUGUUGUACAGGAUUUAAUUUUGCAGUACUUAAAUCUCCACUUGUGGUUUAUCUUAGUCUUAUGGACUACUUACUAUAGAGAAGCUGGCUUUGGCUUCUCUUGUAUGUAUUAUAUGAACAUAGCAUUUAAUAUUUUCUUGCCAA
Messenger RNA from Tripterygium wilfordii, 2205 nucleotides. RefSeq lists its product as uncharacterized. Bases 207 to 1901 code for a protein of 564 amino acids. NCBI's taxonomy places the organism in Eukaryota, Viridiplantae, Streptophyta, Magnoliopsida, Celastrales, Celastraceae. Gene Ontology annotation, molecular function: protein binding. The record is from RefSeq and is a predicted model, not a curated record. The transcript has 3 exons.